AUGGUGACAAGAGCACUAGAGAACGGUGCUGGUUAUUAUCUAUACAAGCCUGUGACUUAUUCUGACUUUGAGAAACUAUGGCAGCAUGUUAUUAAAAGCAAGGUAGACCCAAAGGGGCACGAAAAAGAUAUGGAAAGUUUUUGUCAAGAUUCACCAAGAGAAAAACAGAAGACUACUAGUAGGGUUCCUGUGUCAUCAUCAUCUGAUUAUAAUGAAGGAAAUUCCAGAACUGAAGUAUCAAGGAAGAGGAAGGAACCUUCAAGGAAACAACCAGGGGAUGGUAAAAGAACUCGCGCUCGGUCUGCUGCUCCAAAGAAGCGAAGGGUUAUUUGGACGGUUGAAUUACACAGUCACUUCCUUGAUGCCAUUGAAGCAUUAGGCGUAGACAAUGCACCUACGCCGAUUAGUUUACAACAAAAUGUUUCUCAAAGAGUACCCAAAUAUUCAUUUGGGUCAUUCCAACCGGGUUCAGAAGAUGGCAACUUUCAAGGUCUCAACACUCAAAGCCACAGUUUACAUCCUAGUGCUUCUAUGGUCGCUGCAGGAUUUCAAUUUGGGCAAUCAUCAAUUACUCCAAUGAACAACAACAACAACAAGCGGUUUAUGGCAUCGGCACAACAACCGAGGCCUACAACUAGUGUUGCUGCUGGAAAUGCCAACCAGGAGGAUUCUAUUACAAGUAGUCCAGCUCAAUCGAUUCUAAACAUGUCUAUGGUAGGAGGAAGAAGUGGUAGGGUCACCAUGCAGCUAGUUCAUCAACAAAAUCUAAUGAGGUGGAGAAAAAAUAUCCAAACCACUGGACCACUUAAUACUAGCACUCGUACUGUCUUUGAAAGUGGUAACUUUCAAAAGCAGAACAAUAAUGCAUUGGUGGCAAAUAUGGGAACAACUGCAAACACGUGUUCAUCAUCCAUUGGUAAUUCAGCUCAACCCUCAACCCUUAGUUCAACCAACUUUAUGGGAAUUCAGAUUAUCAAUGAUAAUACCAACUUUAUGCCAACAUCAUCAGUAAUGGAAGUACCAGGUAUGAUUCCCGAACUCAUCGGCUUGCAAUCAUCUUAUUCUGCAAUAGAAGAACCAAACUCGAACCUUGAUUAUCUGAACAGCGAACCAUCCUUAGUUGCACCAACGGGAAUGUCUAAUAUGAUCCCUCAACCUUCUGCUGAAGUUUAUUUUGGAGGUGGAAUUAUUCUGAAUGCAAAUCAUGGAUCCCUAGCCCCGCGAUAUAAAACUCGAGUACCAACAACAGUACCAGUGGCACCAUCACGAUUGGCAUAA
This is a messenger RNA of Papaver somniferum (opium poppy), 1278 nucleotides long. RefSeq names its product two-component response regulator ARR1-like. Bases 1 to 1278 code for a protein of 425 amino acids. The transcript has 2 exons. The record is from RefSeq and is a predicted model, not a curated record. Gene Ontology annotation, biological process: phosphorelay signal transduction system. Lineage: Eukaryota; Viridiplantae; Streptophyta; Magnoliopsida; Ranunculales; Papaveraceae.